Anarrhichthys ocellatus (wolf-eel) is the source of this 1154-nucleotide messenger RNA. Its product is annotated as CUE domain-containing protein 1-like. The record is from RefSeq and is a predicted model, not a curated record. NCBI's taxonomy places the organism in Eukaryota, Metazoa, Chordata, Actinopteri, Perciformes, Anarhichadidae. The annotation marks the transcript as partial. The transcript is spliced from 5 exons.
CUCCUGUCUUCACCUCAGCAAAGCUCUCAGAGCAGUCUAUCCCAGCCUUCAUCGUCAUCGUCUUCCUCAGUUUCUUCAAUAAGCCAAUGGACGGCUCAGUCUGGAGCCGCGGGGACCUCUGGAAGUCCAGGUCUGACAACAGGAGCUACAGAGCAAGACAAGAAGCUGAAGCAGUACCUGGAAGACGAGCGCAUCGCCCUGUUCCUGCAGAACGAGGAGUUCAUGAGAGAGCUGCAGCGCAACCGCGAGUUCCUCGUCGCCUUGGAGAGAGAUCGCUUGAAGUAUGAAUCAAAGAAAUCAAAGUCCACUCAUUCAUCUAGUAUGGAGAAUUCCACAGGAGAACGGUACCCUGCAGCUUCAGUGGAGGCCGUCUCAGAUGACGCCCUGUUCAGAGACAAGCUCAAACACAUGGGCAAAUCAACAAGAAAGAAGCUGUUUGAAAUUGCCAGAACAUUCUCAGAAAAGACAAAGCGGAGAAAGUCGAAAAGGAAGAUGCUCCUGAAGCACCAUUCAUUGGGCACAACCAACUCUACGGCCAAUCUCCUCGACGAUGUAGAGGGAAACCCCUGUGGUAAGAAAUACAUGUCGCCCACAUGAUGUUAAACAUUUUACUGUUGUUGCAGUGCUUCCUAACUGAUCUAGCUUCAGGGUGCAGAUGGUCCCUCAGACGUCAGGUCACUGUCCACACAAAGAGCAACCUGAGAGCCUUUCACUACUUUUCUAUCCAUCCAUUCUUAUUGGGAGGAGACCGAGCUGACCACUGAGCUGUGGUUCAAUUUGAAUUCACAAGAUGAAAACUAUGACUUCUAGAGAAAAUUUGCCAUCUUUUUUUUUUUUUUUUUUAUCUGGAUGUCCAAUCAGCUUUGAAGGUAAAUGAAGUUGAAUGGAGCAAUACAUUCCUUAGUGUGUGCUAUAUUGACCCAGAAAGAGGAGUUCACUGCUGCAAACUCUGUACCGUGACGCUCACAAAUGCUGCACGAUUUAUUGUUCAUCAUCGAGAUUACAAUGUGUGUAAUAGUCACAUGUGAUGAUGGCAAAUUAACUCAAACACACAUCACACUACAACUUAUUUUGCUGCUUGAGACAAAAGGAAAACUGGCACUGGCAGGGUUACUGUGUGUGUGUGUGUGUGUGUGUGUGUGUGUGUGUGUGUG